GUAGUAACUGACAAAUCUAACAGUUAUAUAGAUGAGAGUACUAGAGUCGAGAGAGGAUCAUUACUCCUGGUGAUGUUGGUUGGUUGUGUUGAGCCCUAUCUUACUAUUUUUACAGGUGGUCACUGAUCACUGCUAUUACUAGUGCUGCCGCGGUCCGGUCCAGAACCACGGUUCGAACCGGACUUUUGGUCCGGUUCUCUGUGGUUCGGUCCAUGGUCCUCAUGCCAGCCCGAACCGGACCGGAAAACGGUUCUCGGUUCUAGGUCCUCCCGAACGGUUCCAUUUUGGUUCGGCCUUCCCGAACCAUUCCGAACCCUUAUCGACUUCGACUUCGACAUCAUCUGCUUCGACGUCAAACUGUGGUCUUCGGGAUUUGCACUCUCGGUUGAUCAUGCUGCCUUUGGGCUUUUUGAAGCUUGUUUUGAGAACCGGUUUUGGUACAGCCCAGGGGCACAUUCCAUCCGCUGGCCGCGUCGAUAUUUCAAACGGGAACUAUGCAGAGAACCUAGUCCUGGAGGGUGUUGCUGGCAUAGGCGAGUCAGACAAACUGAAACUCGUAGACGUCAAGGAUACCUCCAAGUAUACCACCCUCUGCUUGGCUGCGGCGCAUGUGCUCGUUCGUCUCGAUGAUGGCACGAUCGUCGGCGAAUGGUAUGAUGUGACAUACAAGUGGUAUACCAGGUGUGGAAGCCGUGUUUUGGCUCUAGGAACGAAAGAAAGCAUGUCGAUCGACAAGAUCAAUAAAUUACCUCGCGAGGAUGUUGAGAGUUGCCUUGUGUUUGCUGGAUUCUUAGUCUUCUACUGAGAAUUUUCGGGUUCGGUUCGAGUUCGGACCAGAAAAAAACCGAACCGGACCACAGAGAACGGUUCUCUGUGGUCCGGUUCUGGGUUCGAAGAUUUUGUAGAACCGAACCAUGGUCCGGUUCUUGGUUCUCGUCCAGGACCCUCUGAACUGGACCGAACCGGACCACGGCAGCACUAG
Messenger RNA from Suillus paluster, 982 nucleotides. RefSeq lists its product as uncharacterized. Lineage: Eukaryota; Fungi; Basidiomycota; Agaricomycetes; Boletales; Suillaceae. Bases 392 to 805 code for a protein of 137 amino acids. The record is from RefSeq and is a predicted model, not a curated record. The transcript is spliced from 5 exons. Gene Ontology annotation, molecular function: P-type ion transporter activity. Gene Ontology annotation, biological process: intracellular calcium ion homeostasis. Gene Ontology annotation, cellular component: endoplasmic reticulum membrane.